Messenger RNA from Malus domestica (apple), 1007 nucleotides. RefSeq names its product heavy metal-associated isoprenylated plant protein 29-like. NCBI's taxonomy places the organism in Eukaryota, Viridiplantae, Streptophyta, Magnoliopsida, Rosales, Rosaceae. The record is from RefSeq and is a predicted model, not a curated record. Gene Ontology annotation, molecular function: metal ion binding.
CUCAUAAAAAAAAAUCUGUCUUCUCUGCAAUCUUUGCUAUAUAUAUUGAGUGCAAUUGCAUUUAAGUUUCUCAUUCCGAAAGAGAUCGACAGAGAGAGGGAGGCUCAAAGAAAAUCAAAGAUCUAUAUAUCUCAAUAUUCCAACAUGACGAUCGUAGAGAUGAUUGUGACCAUGGACUGUGCUGGCUGCGAGAACAAGAUUAGGAGUGCUCUAAAAAAAAUGAAAGGAGUAGAUGCUGUUGACGUGGACUUCAACAUGCAGAAGGUGACUGUAAUGGGAUGGGCAGAUCAAGAGAAGGUUUUAAGGGCAGUAAGGAAGACUGGAAAGAGAGCUGAGCUUUGGCCUUACCCUUACAACCCUCAAUACCACAGCAUUGGUCUUGACUACUACCAGCAACAUCAGCCGCUUGAUCAUCAUCACAAUCAUCAUCGUCAUAAGCAUCAUCAUGACCGUCGGAUAACUGCCUACCAACUUCCCAUCACUACCUACAAAUCAGUACCUAAAUCCUCCUCCUAUUCAUACAACUACUACAAGCAUGGCUCCACUAAUCAGGAACACGGCUACUAUCAACCUCCUCCUUAUUCCACCAUGUUUAACGAGCAGGCCACUGCUGUGUUCAGUGAUGAAAACCCUCAUGCUUGUUCCAUAAUGUAAAUUAAUUCCAUGGUGUCCCUUAUAUUCUGGUUGUUCCGCGACCCUUUUUUUUUGCGGCACCUUCAGUUUGAAGAAUAUAUAUGCUUAUGUCAGUACAUAGCUUAUGCGUGUGUAUACUAUAUGCAGAGUUAUCGCUGCAUAGGUCUCGUAUGUGAUGACGAGACCCAUCUCAAUCUACAGUUCAUGUCGUGGGCAACGAUGUUUGGAUCAUAACUUUAGUUUGAAAGUUUUCUUCACUGUCUUUGUAAAUAGGAUACAAUCAUGGAUAUCAUAUUAGAGUUGUGUAAUAUUUGGUUCCUGGUUUCCUUGUGUGAUUUACAUGUUAUAUAAUAUCAAAAGGCUAUUGGUUCUAA